CGAAGUGCUUUUUUUUUUUUUUUUUCUUUUGAUAGACCAGCGAACGUCACAACCCAAAACAGAAGGCUGCUGCGUUUAAACUGGACUCUGCCGGAUUCUGUGUCUUCUUGUUCCUCUUUUAACAACAAAAACCUGAUCCAGCUACACUGAAACAUGGCGGGUCUGCCCCCCGGAGACCCGCAGCUGGUCUCAAUGAUCGUCAGUCAUCUAAAAACACAGGGUCUCUUCGACCAGUUCAGGAGGGACUGCCUGGCAGACGUUGACACAAAGCCAGCUUAUCUGAACCUGAAACAAAGAGUGGACAAUUUUGUGUCCAAUCACCUGUCCAAUCACACAUGGAGCCCUCAUUUGAACAAAAACCAGCUGAGAAACAACAUCAGACAGCUUGUCCUGCAGUCUGGCAUGCUGGAGCAGGGAGUGGACAGGAUCAUCGCCCAGGUUGUGGAUCCCAAAAUCAACCAUAUCUUCCGCCCGGAGGUGGAGAGGGUGGUCCGGGAAUUUCUGUCACCGGGAAGCUGCUCGGAGGAACCGCCAGUCCCUCCGACUCCAGCAGAAAUUAAACUGGACAACAGCGUUCCUGAGCAGGCCUCAUCAACUCCGACUCCAUCCACGGCCAGAGAUGCCAUGUCCAUCCUGGACACCAUUACAUCCCUCAACCAGGAGGCCAGUGUCAGGGCCAGCUCGGAGCCUGAAAAAGGAGGUAAAAGCCACGCUCCCGAUGAGUCCACGCAGCCGAUGGAGGACGAUGAGCAGAACAUGAUUAUYGACGAGGACAGCGACCAAGAGGGAAAGCCACCGGAGGAGGCAAACCUGGCGACAGAAGAUGUCCGAGCAGCAGAGGUGAAGAUGGAGAACACGCAGGAACAGGCGGAGGUGGGAAAAGAGCUGUUCCCGGAGGAGGUUAAGAUGGAGGAGGAGAAGGAGUCGGGAGCUCAUGAGCACACAGAAGAAAAGUCGGACAAAAAUAAAGACGGCGGCAAAGUCUCUGAAGAAAAACCUGAUGAGGAGACGAUGAAAUCCACAAGCCAGGCCAAGGAGAAGGCCAGAGAGAAGAUAAAAGAAGAAUAUUCCUUGGAGGACUCGGAUCUGGAAGGCCUGAGUGACAUCACGGUGAGCUCCGUCCACACCAGCGACUUGUCGUCCUUUGAGGAGGAAAGUGACGAGGAGGAGCAGCCGUCUGAUUCUUCUGAAGAUGGGGAGCUUCCUCCUGAUGAUCAAGGUGAAGAAGCAGGGAAGAAACACGGCAGCGUGACCCCGGGAGACGAAGACGUAGAGCGCAAACCUCGCCGAAAGGCUUAUGUUCAYAAACCCUUCCUCUACUCGCGGUACUACAGCGACUCGGAUGAUGAAAUCACAGUGGAGGAACGCCGCAGAUCUGUGGCAAAGGACAAAGAGGAAAGGCUGUUGAAGAGGCAACAGAACAGAGAGCGAAUGGAAGAGAAGCGCAAACAGAAAGCAGCACAGACUGAAGAACAAGAUAGCAAAAAACAAAAGAGUGCAGAUGCGGCUCCAGUGGAGAGUCCUAAAGCCAAAGAAGCUCGCAAAGAGAGGAAAGUUCUGGAGAAAAAAGUGGCUCUUAGCAGGAAGAGGAAACUAGACUCAAGAAAACAGGGAGAAGUUUCAAGCAAGAAGAAAGGAGAUACAGGAGAGACAUCCAAGAAAGUGGAGUCGAAGWCUUUGUCCUCUAAGAACCCACAAGCUAAGCUAACAAGAAAUCCGUCCGAAUCGGGAUCUUCUGACGACCGGCACGUCCGAACGAGCGGCAGCGUCUCCGAAGAUCCCGGUGACGCGAAGAAGCUGUUGGACAAAAACCGGACGCACUCCUUCAUCUUGGAUCUGGAGCAGGGCUCUCAAGAGGCUCUCAAGCAGCGCUCGGUGGGGAAAUUUGACCGCCUGCCCCGCAAAGAGCUUCAUUCUCGAGAACGCAAAGAGAAGGAGCGCAGCCUGUCUGAUGAGCGUGUCAAACUGAAACUGAAGCAGGAGAAAAAGUCUGAGCAUCCGGUAGACGAGUCUCUGCAGAAGGAAGGCUCUGCUGUCAAAGUGUCCUCUGAAGAAAAAAGUGAGAAGAAGCAAAAAAUCAAAAGCGAGAGGAAAACGGCAGGAAGUAUAAGAGAUGGCAAAGUGACUGAAGGGGGUUCUGAAGAGGGGGGCUCUAAAGAUGUCAAGAAGGUGAAAGGAGGGCAGAUGGAAAUUGUAAAAAUGGAGAAGGACAAGUUUAGGGAAAAGGAUAAGGUGAAAGAAAAAACCAAAGGAGAGAAAACUUUGGUUAGAAGUGAUUUCAAGCAGCUGCUUCGCCCUGAUUCUGCAGGCUCCUCUGAGGAUCGCUCUGACAAGGAGCCCAGUUCAGACGGCACCAAGAAAAGGGACAAACACUCCAAGGAAGGGUUGAAAAGGUCAAAGCCUCACGCUGAGGACAAGCCUGCAGACAAAACUAAAUCCAAACCAGAAAGUGAGAAAGGUAGGGCUGAUCAGGACAGCCAGAAGUUCCACAAGUCGAGCUCCAACACUGACAAAGAUCCCAAAAGAGUCAAGCCAACGGACAAAAGAACUGCAGAAAAAUCCAAAGCAAAAUCCAAAGAAGAGGCAAAGGCUCUGUUCUCACUGAAGAYGGAUAAAAAAGUUCAGAGUUCAGAUAAAGUUGCAGGAGUUGCAGAUGUCUCCAAGCCUGAAACAACAAAGGGGAAGAAAAAAGAUGGAAGUCUAAAAGAACCGAAGAAAGCCUCUGAAGAAACUUCACAGGAGAAAUUAGACCUCAGAGGUGCAAAGAAAAAAGUGGAGAAGAAGGAUAAAGUUCCAGAAAAGAAGAGCGAUGCUCAGGAAGAGACGACGAUGCAGAGAGAAGACAAGCUGGAAAAGCCUGACGCAUCUGUAAAAUCCUCCGGUUCCUCAUUGAGUCCUGAAGAGACAAAACAACCUCUUCAAGACGUGAGCUCAGAAUCUGAUCCCAACAUCACCACAGCCACCACCUCGUUCUCGGAAGACACCUCCGAUGCUUUAAGCGACAUCACCCCYGAGCCAACGGAGGGCGAUGCAGAGUCACGGCCCAUUGAGGUGCCAGCGGUACCGACCGAGGCUGACGCCCUGCUGACUCUUAUGGACGUCUGCACUUCAGCAGAGGCGAGGCUUCCACCCAGCAGCCUUAAGGAGGAAGUCACACCUGAGAUGGAGCUUCAGGACGCUGACAUGAAGAUGAAGGAGGCAGCGCUGACUCUGCUCUCCAUGGAUCCUGAUAGUACUCUGUCCACYAGCUUAAUCCUUCAAAACACAGGGGAGGGAUCAGUGCUGAAUCUGCCCGACCCACAACAGAUGGAAACGUCUAUAGUUGAAGAAGAGCAGCUAUCUCCUGUGCAGAUCCAACCAGAACCUCAGACUGAGUUCAGGGCUGCUGAAACAUCGGCUGCAUCUCAACAAACUGCURAGCCUGUUGAUACAGCGACAGAUGUUGAUGAUGAGACCGAAAACUCUGACAGCAAAAUGGACACAACUGAGGCUGAAACAUCAGAGAGUGUUUCUCCACAGGAGGUUGAGUUUGCUUCAAAUGUUAGCUUGAAAGAUGAAGAAACCAAAAGUGCUGAAGUUCCUCCUGAAGCAUUGUCUGAUGACAAAUUGGAAGCACCGGCAGAAAAAGAAWGUGCAGAGGCUGUUGUGUCAGAAACAGAGGAGAUCACUGCUGAUGCAGAGGAGAAGGCUGCAGCUGAACCAGUUUCAGACAUCAGUGAGCCAGCGUUUUAUCAUAAAGAGCAAACGGAGCCAGAUCCUGCAGUUACACAGACGAGCCUCGAGCAGGUCGUGGAGGAAGAAAGUGAAGAAAACCAGGCAAAGAUUUAUGUCUGUGAAACUGAGAGUAACACAGUGGAGCAGCAGGAYGCCGCAGUGGAGGAAGUUGAUCAACAGACGAUGAAGGCCAACAUCCCUGACCUGAGUGAGGACGGAGAAACUAAAUCUGAGAGAAAAUUAGUCGAACAAGUCGACGACGUCUCCACAGCUGGCCAGGAAGAUAAGAGCUCAGAUCUGUCAGAGAUGGAGGAGAAAACAAACAAAAGAGAAAGAUGUGAACAAACACUGCCAAGUCAGGAAACUGCGACAGAGACAGAACCUGGUGAUGCAAAGGAGGAAAAAGAAACUAAAGACCAGCUUUCUGAUCASGAGGCUGAACAGGAAAUGGCUGUGGAGAUAAAAACGCCACACAGGGAGUCACCCAGAAGCACAGAGGAGGAGGAAAAGGACCAGGAGAUGGAAGAGGAGACAUCAAGCUGCAGAACYACAGCUGAUGAUCAGAAAACAGAUGAGACAAAAUCUGAGGGCAGCACAGAGGAAACAUCAACACUGGAAGCAGCAGAGCAACAAGAGUGCACUGAAGAUAAAGAUGAACCACAGGAAACUAAAGAUGAACCGCCGUCUCCUGUCCCAGAGGACGGUGAAGCUGCAGGAGACUCGGACAUCAUUGAGACUGUGGACACAGAAAUUCCAGGUGAAGCAACAGAGAAGAGAAAUAAAUUYGAGGAUAUGGAGGAACCUGCAGAGGAACCACAGGCUCUGCAGGAGGUGUCGGACAACAGUGAAGCAGAACAAAGUGAAGAACAACCUGACAAAGACAGUGGUUCUCCCUCUGUGAGCCAAUCAGAGGAUGUAAAAGAGGAGAGCAGCAGUGAGAAGAAACCAGAUGCUCAGGAGGAGCAGCAGGAGGACCAGGAGCCAACUCCAAAGAAACCUGCUCGCAGAGGACGGCCACCAAAGGCUGCAGCUGCAGAGGAUUCAGGAGAAGCAGCAGUGAAGAGGAAGAGAUCAGAGCAAAUGGAGGAAUCUGGAGAGGAACCACAGGCUCUGCAGGAGGUGACGGACAACAGUGAAGCAGAACAAAGUGAAGAACAACCUGACAAAGACAACGGUUCUCCCUCUGUGAGCCAAUCAGAGGAUGUAAAAGAGGAGAGCAGCAGUGAGAAGAAACCAGAUGUUCAGGAGGAGCAGCAGGAGGACCAGGAGCCGACUCCAAAGAAACCCGCUCGAAGGGGACGGCCACCAAAGGCUGCAGCUGCAGAGGAWUCAGGCAAAAAGCAGUGUAAAGCAGAGGACGGUGAAGCUGCAGGAAACACAGACUCCAAGACGGCUGUGGACAUGCGUGAAGCAGCAGUGAAGAGGAAGAGAUCAGAGGAAAAGGAGGAACCUGCAGAGGAACCACAGGCUCUGCAGGAGGUGACGGACAACAGUGAAGCAGAACAAAGYGAGGAACAACCUGACAAAGACAGCGGUUCUCCCUCUGUGAGCCAAUCAGAGGAUGUAAAAGAGGAGAGCAGCAGUGAGAAGAAACCAGACGCUCAGGAGGAGCAGCAGGAGGACCAGGAGCCAACUCCAAAGAAACCUGCUCGCAGAGGACGGCCACCAAAGGCUGCAGCUGCAGAGGAUUCAGAUAAAAAGGAACAUAAAGCAGAUGAAAAAGAACCCGAGCAGAACGACGAAGAGGAGGAGGAAGAGGACGAAAAAGAAACUUCAACCAGAGCCACGACUCGGCUGGCGUCUCGCCUGGAGGCUGAAAGAAAUAAGCCGAGUAAACCAUCCACCCGGGCGAGCCGUCAGAACGAUAAAGAGGAGACCGCAGCUGGCACACGCGGGACGAGGGUCCAGGCAGCAGCCAAGGGGGGCCGUAAACGGGAGGCCAGCCCCCCCGCUGUGCGAACGCGGGGAGGACAGAAAUCAGAGGAGCCCCCCUCCAAGAGAGCCAAGCGCUAAGACCUCUGACGGCGKUGGAACGGUGCGCCCCCUGCAGUGUUGUUUUUACACUCCGCAUUCUGAGAGCUCUGCAGGCCGGCGGCAUGAGAAGCCGUUUGUGCUUCGCUCUCUGUCCGUACCGGGGGGGGGAAAAAAAAGAAAAGCUCAGGAGAAUAUUUUACACUUUGCUCYGAAGGCUGAGUGUAAAUCUGUAGGAAUCCUCUACAUCCAUGUGGUUUGGAUCAGACUUGUGGUUUGUUCAGAGAACUGGAGCGUUUCAGGCCAAUCAGAGGCCUAAUGUUUCCGCCGAGCUGCGCUGUGWGAUAAAGAUGUUUGGACCAGAGUUUACCGUCAUAGCUUUCUUUCUGAAUUUUAUUUUGUAUUACUCAUUCUGUGAAUGAAAUAAAAAAAAAUUCUGUUUUUUUUUUCUUUAAAAAGACAACACUUUUAAAUGCUCAACUUUCCACAUCAUAUUUGUACCACCAUUUGAUGAAGGAAAAGUUACUAAUUGUGUUCAAUUUUUUAACUUUUUCAUUUGUUUUAUCACUGAAAACCACUGAUUAAAUCAACUCUUUAGUUUUUUAMUUAUUGUCUUUUUGUUCAAGUCAUAAAUGCAAAGAAGUUAUUGUUUUUAUAAUAAAUUCUUAAAAAAACCA
Molecule: messenger RNA, 6362 nt
Organism: Austrofundulus limnaeus
Lineage: Eukaryota; Metazoa; Chordata; Actinopteri; Cyprinodontiformes; Rivulidae
Gene: bod1l1
Product: biorientation of chromosomes in cell division 1-like 1
Exons: 39
Coding region: 154-5727 (1857 amino acids)
Source: RefSeq, a predicted model, not a curated record